AUGUGUGGAAUUUUCGCUUGCCACCAGUGCGUUCCGCCUUACCCCAGUCUCUCUCUGUCGCCCCUCCAUGCGCCGUUCCCGGACCAACGAAGUCACCCCGAUGUGCAAAAGUUCAAGAGCACAGCCUUGCGCAUGGCUAAGGCCAUUCGUCACCGUGGUCCCGAUUGGAGCGGAAACUUCAUUGGCGACUCGACUAUUCUUACCCACGAGCGUCUGAGCAUCGUCGGUGUCGACUCCGGUGCCCAGCCUCUCGUCAACGAUGACCAGACCCUCGCCCUUGCCGUCAACGGCGAGAUCUACAACCACCGUAUCCUGCGGAAGAGCCUGAAGACCAAGUACAACUUUAAGACUCACUCCGACUGCGAGGUUAUCAUCCCUCUGUAUAUGGAGCACGGUCUUGAUGCUCCUAAGCACCUGGACGGCAUGUUCUCUUGGGUUCUCUGGGACAAGAAGCAGGACCGUGUGGUUGCUGCCCGCGACCCCAUUGGUAUCACCAGCUUCUACCUCGGCCGCUCCUCCUCGACCCCCGGCGCCGUCUACUUCGCCUCCGAGCUUAAGUCACUGCACCCGGUCUGCGACGACAUCAUUGCUUUCCCUCCCGGCCACAUCUACGACUCCAAGACUGACAAAAUGACCCGCUACUUCGAGCCAAAGUGGUGGGAUCCCACCAACGUUCCUUCCACCCCGGUCGACUACAAGCUGCUGCGUCACUCUCUGGAGAAGUCGGUUCGCAAGCGCCUGAUGGCUGAGGUCCCCUAUGGUGUUCUGCUGUCUGGUGGUCUGGACUCGAGUCUCGUUGCUUCUAUCGCCCAGCGCGAGACCCUCCGCAUGCAGAAGGCUGCCCACACUGCCGCGAAGAACGGCACCGACGCCUCGGGUCUGGUCGGUAUCGACGAGGAGAACGACCUGUCGGCUGUCCCCCUUUUCCAGCAACUGCACUCCUUCUCUAUCGGUCUGCCCGGUGCUCCCGACACUGAGGCUGCUAAGGAGGUGGCCAAGUUCCUGGGCACCAAGCACCACGCAUUCACCUUCACCGUCGAGGACGGUCUGAACGCCCUCUCGGACGUUAUCAACCACCUCGAGACCUACGAUGUGACCACCAUCCGUGCCUCCACCCCCAUGUACCUGCUUUCGCGCAAGAUCAAGGCCAUGGGUGUCAAGAUGGUUCUGAGUGGUGAGGGCAGCGACGAGAUCUUCGGUGGCUACCUGUAUUUCCACGCUGCCCCCAACAAGGAGGAGUUCCACACGGAAACCGUGCGUCGUGUGAAGAACCUGCACCUGGCUGACUGCCUGCGUGCCAACAAGUCGACCUCCGCCUGGGGGCUGGAGGCCCGUGUGCCUUUCCUGGACAAGGAGUUCCUCGAGGUCUCCAUGGCUGUCGACCCUAAGGAGAAGAUGAUCACCAAGGACCGCAUUGAGAAGUAUAUCAUUCGCAAGGCCUUUGACACUACCGACGAGCCCGACUCUACCCCUUACCUGCCCGACAAGAUCCUCUGGCGUCAGAAGGAGCAGUUCAGCGACGGUGUCGGCUACAGCUGGAUUGACGGCCUGAAGGAGCACGCCGAGCAGCAGAUUACCGAUGAAAUGAUGAAGAACCCCAAGCCCGAGUGGGGCAGCGAUAUCCCCGAUACCAAGGAGGCCUACUUCUACCGCCUGAUGUUCGACGAGCACUUCCCCCCGUACUGUGCCGGUACCGUCGAGCGCUGGACCCCUACCUGGUCUAAGCAGAGUGACCCCAGUGGCCGUGCCAUCGCUACUCACAACGCCAAGUAUGAGAACGUUGCGUAA
Penicillium canariense is the source of this 1788-nucleotide messenger RNA. Its product is annotated as asparagine synthetase B. The coding region runs from base 1 to 1788 and encodes 595 amino acids. Gene Ontology annotation, cellular component: cytosol. Gene Ontology annotation, molecular function: asparagine synthase (glutamine-hydrolyzing) activity. The transcript is spliced from 9 exons. The record is from RefSeq and is a predicted model, not a curated record. NCBI's taxonomy places the organism in Eukaryota, Fungi, Ascomycota, Eurotiomycetes, Eurotiales, Aspergillaceae.